AUGAGUCCACAUACUUCUGGGGAAUUGAAGGUCAAAAAACGAAACAAUUUAAAAGAUUUUAUUGUAAAUUCGCAAUAUUUGGGUGUCUCACAUUUACUUAUUUUGACGAGAUCGGAGUUGUCUGUAAACCUUCGAAUUAUUAAAAAUUCACAAGGACCAACUUUGCACUUUAAAGUGGAGAAAUAUUGCUUGGCCCAUGAUGUUUUAUCAACUCAAAAACGUCCCCCUAUUUAUGAAGAACUUUUUAAAAAUGCACCUUUACUUGUUAUGAAAGGAUUAGCUUCAAGUAAUGAAAGACAUUUACAGUUGGUACAAACUGUUGUGGAAAAUAUGUUUCCUGAAAUUGAUGUUGAUAGGGUCAAAUUGGGAACAAUUAGACGAACUCUUCUACUUCAUUAUGACCCCGAAGAAGGCUUAUUUGAACUUAGACAUUAUUCAAUAAAAACAGUUCCAGCAGGUGUUUGUCGCUCAGCAAAAAAAUUAUUGCAAAAUAAAGUUCCCGAUUUAUCAAAAUAUAAGGACAUUAGUGAUUUUAUGUUAAAGCCUGGACAACUCAGCGAUAGUGAAUUUGAAGGGGAACAAGUAGAAUUGGAAUUAAAACAAGAUAUUGGUGGAAGAGGGAAAAAAGCUGGGCAGAAAACAAAAUUAAGAUUAAUUGAAAUAGGACCAAGAAUGACUUUGCGUUUAACAAAAAUUGAGUCGGGAAUUAAUGAUGGAGAAGUUUUGUAUCACGCUUUUGUUGAGAAGGAUGUGAAAGAAAUUGCAGUAUUGAGGAAACAAGCACCUCUUUCAAGGUUUUUUUAA
This is a messenger RNA of Meloidogyne enterolobii, 804 nucleotides long. The record is from the annotation of a GenBank genome assembly. NCBI's taxonomy places the organism in Eukaryota, Metazoa, Nematoda, Chromadorea, Rhabditida, Meloidogynidae.